CUCACCCCCACCCCGCCGGACAGCAUCGCCCACGGUAGGUAGACAUGAGGCAGGUGGGAUCGAGCGCGGGAGAGACCAGGAGCCCCAAAGAAGAUGAAUUUGGCUGAGAUUUGUGACAAUGCAAAGAAAGGAAGGGAAUAUGCACUUCUUGGAAACUAUGACUCAUCAAUGGUUUAUUACCAGGGAGUGAUCCAGCAGAUUCACAGACAUUGUCAGUCUGUCAGAGACCCAGCUGUAAAAGGCAAAUGGCAGCAGGUUCGGCAGGAAUUAUUAGAAGAAUAUGAACAAGUUAAAAGCAUUGUCAGUACUUUAGAAAGUUUUAAAAUCGAUAAGCCCCCAGAUUUUCCUGUGUCCUGUCAAGAUGAGUCAUUUCGAGAUCCUGCUGUUUGGCCACCACCUGUACCUGCAGAACACAGAGCUCCACCUCAGAUACGGCGUUCUAAUCGAGAAGUAAGACCUCUGAGAAAAGACAUGGCAGGUUUAGGAGCCAGGGGACUUGUGGGCCGAGCACAUCCAAUAUCAAAGAGUGAAAAACCCUCCACGAGUAAGGACAAGGAUUAUAGAGCAAGAGGAAGAGAUGACAAGGGAAGGAAAAAUAUGCAAGAUGGUGCAAGUGAUGGUGAUAUCCUGAAAUUUGAUGGUGCUGGAUAUGACAAGGACCUGGUGGAAGCUCUUGAGAGAGACAUUGUUUCCAGGAAUCCUAGCAUUCAUUGGGAUGACAUAGCAGACUUAGAAGAAGCCAAGAAAUUGCUGAGAGAAGCUGUUGUUCUUCCAAUGUGGAUGCCUGAUUUUUUCAAAGGGAUUCGAAGACCAUGGAAGGGUGUUCUUAUGGUUGGACCACCAGGCACUGGUAAGACUAUGCUAGCUAAAGCUGUUGCCACUGAAUGUGGCACAACAUUCUUCAAUGUUUCCUCUUCUACACUGACAUCUAAAUACAGAGGUGAAUCAGAGAAGUUGGUCCGCCUGUUAUUUGAAAUGGCAAGAUUUUAUGCUCCCACCACAAUCUUCAUUGAUGAGAUAGAUUCUAUCUGCAGUAGGAGAGGAACCUCUGAUGAACAUGAGGCAAGUCGCAGAGUCAAGUCUGAACUACUCAUUCAAAUGGAUGGAGUUGGAGGAGCUCUAGAGAAUGACGAUCCAUCCAAAAUGGUUAUGGUAUUGGCUGCUACUAAUUUCCCAUGGGACAUUGAUGAAGCUUUGCGGAGGAGAUUGGAAAAAAGGAUAUAUAUACCUCUCCCUACAGCGAAGGGAAGAACUGACCUUCUGAAGAUCAAUCUUCGAGAGGUUGAACUGGAUCCUGAUAUUCAACUGGAAGACAUAGCAGAGAAGAUUGAGGGUUAUUCUGGUGCUGAUAUAACUAAUGUUUGCAGGGAUGCCUCUUUAAUGGCAAUGAGACGGAGAAUCAAUGGCUUAAGUCCAGAAGAGAUUCGUGCACUUUCUAAGGAAGAACUUCAGAUGCCUGUAACCAAAGGAGACUUUGAAUUGGCUCUUAAGAAAAUUGCUAAGUCUGUCUCUGAUGCAGACUUGGAGAAGUAUGAAAAAUGGAUGACGGAGUUUGGAUCUGCUUAAAUUUCUGUCAUUUCCUCUGUUUCGGUACUUUUGUUUGUAAAUUUGAAGGAAUUCCUGCAUUUUCCCCCCUUAAAAUCAGGUUUUGGCACUACUAGAGAUAUACCCUAGGAAUAUAAAAAUACAAUA
This is a messenger RNA of Suncus etruscus (white-toothed pygmy shrew), 1692 nucleotides long. It is a transcript of the gene KATNAL1, whose product is annotated as katanin catalytic subunit A1 like 1. The coding region runs from base 94 to 1566 and encodes 490 amino acids. Gene Ontology annotation, biological process: microtubule severing. Lineage: Eukaryota; Metazoa; Chordata; Mammalia; Eulipotyphla; Soricidae. The record is from RefSeq and is a predicted model, not a curated record. The transcript has 11 exons. Gene Ontology annotation, molecular function: microtubule binding; ATP binding; ATP hydrolysis activity. Gene Ontology annotation, cellular component: microtubule; microtubule cytoskeleton.